Molecule: messenger RNA, 996 nt
Organism: Soboliphyme baturini
Lineage: Eukaryota; Metazoa; Nematoda; Enoplea; Dioctophymatida; Soboliphymatidae
Source: the annotation of a GenBank genome assembly
AUGAAGGAGAAAGAGCAGUGGGAAAACUGGAUGUCUCAGGGAUUUCAGCAGGGGGAGCAACUAGUGAACGUGAAGGAACGUGACAAAUGUGUUUGGUGGAUCAUUUGUAUGGUGAAGCAUUACAAACUGGGACCGGAUACGCAGUGUAUGGCAGCGGUGAUCUUGGACUACAUGCUGAGUACGGCGAGGGUCCAGUCGAAAUACCUACGCUGCUUGGCGCUUUCCACGCUGUGCAUCGCUUGUAAAGUUUGUGAGGAACCUGAGGCUGUGCCUCAGAUUUCCGAGCUUAUACAAGGAUCUGGGUGUACGUAUAGUUUUAGAGAAUUACUGCGAAUGGAACGGGUUGUGCUCAAACACCUUAAGUGGAAUCUGAGCUUUGUCACUCCUUAUACGUUUCUGCAGCUGAUGCUGGCCGUUAGCUUCACUUUUAAAGACUGUUGUUCCAUGCUGAGAAUCCUCAGGCCAUUUCUGAACCACAUCUGUGGUUGCUCAGAAUUGCAGUUGGUCUACCGAUGCUCGGUACUCACCUUGGCUGCGUUCUCCCUUGUGCUGGAACGCUACUGUCCCAAGCAGUGGCUCACUGUUGCCCUGUGCAUCCAGCAGCAAAUAUCAAUCUCGCAUGAAAAAUUUAUUGCUUGUCGCGAAGAUCUCGUUAAAUCUUGGGCCAAGGAACACAACAGUGUUGGUUUACCUCUGGACAUCGCAUCUCAUGACGACGGCCACGAAGUUUUACUUGCUGGCAACGUAGGAGCGCCACUGUCGGCGGAUCGUACUUCUUUCUCUUCUUCGUCGUCGUCGUUUUCCGCCGGCUCUCACUACCGACAGACGGGUAGCAGUCGCAAGAGGAGAAGACAGAAGUCGCGAAACAGCCAGGGCGAUCAGUCGUCGUUAUCUUCGUCGAAGGGCGUCGUCGAUCCUCCGUGCUGCUGCGUGGAAGAGAUUUCCGAUGCGCUAGGUGUUCUUUACGGAAAAGGCCUGGUAGAAGCGGAAAUCUGA